AUGAAUCCUAAGCCGAUUCUUGUAAAAACUGAACAGAGGAAAAGUAUUCUCCUGACACCCAGUAGAAUAGUAAGUCGACCUGAUAAUCUUGAAGGUGGUGAAGAGACAGAAAUCGCUGCACAAAUUUUAGUACCCCAAGAAGGCGGUUGGGGUUGGGUUGUAGUUGCUGCUUCAUUUUGUACUGUUUUCAUAUUAGAUGGAAUAUGCUUUACAUUUGGGAGCUUAUUAAAGGAUAUUGCAAAUGAUUUAGAUGUAUCUGAUUCUCUAAUAGCCUUUGUAAAUUCCUUAGCUAUUGCAAUUUAUUUCAUUGCAGGUCCUAUAGCAUCAGCAUUUAUUAAUCGUUUUGGUUUCCGGGCAUGUCUAAUGUCAGGAUCUGUACUUAGUUCAUUUUGUUUAUUCAUUUCAUAUUUUGCAACCAAUUUUCCAUCACUUUGUAUAUUUUACGGAUGUUUUGCCGGAAUCGGGUACUGCUUAAUAAAUAUGUCAUCAAGUCUCGUUGUAGGAUUCUAUUUCGAAAAAUUACGAUCACUAGCUUUGGCUAUAGCUACAUGCGGGUCCAGUGUUGGAGUUAUGGUUUUUUUCCCAUUGAAUUUUUAUUUAGUUAAGUUAGCUGGUUGGCGAACUACAACAUUACUACAUUCUGGACUCAUUGGUAUGACUUAUUUCUUAGGAAUGACUUUCCAACCCUUACUAUCUUUCACUGUUGCAAAAGCGACUGAUGAUCCCACACGUACUGUUACUUAUUUGCCUAACCUAUCGACAGCUGUGGUUCAACAAACUGCAGGACGUACUAAAACAGAUGAAUUAAUGCCUACAGCAACUGAACGCUUAUUCUGCGCUGCUUCAAACUUAAAUUUUCCAACUGCUGCAGCUGUGGUAGAUGAGGGUAAAGUUACUACAGAUACUCAACCAGGUCCAUCAACAGCAGCAGUAUCUAAGCUUACACUGACUGCAAAUGCGCCGCAAGGAGGUAUAAGCCCUAGGCAAUUAAAGCAAGUACAAUCUAUUAUGUCUAGGACCAGUGUACAGGAUAAAAUUAAGAAGGCUAUAGAAAUAACUGUAACGGUAGAGCAACCAAAAAAAAGUAGUUGUUGGGGACGUUUAUGUCAUUGGGAACAACAUAUUCCACAAUCACGACCUAUGUAUAGAGACGACGCUUUUUAUCAUGGAAAAUUAGAAAAACUACCAGUUUACCAAAAAAGUAUGAUGAAAACAGAUACGUCGAAAACUGGACUUGAGUACCAGUUAGCAGUAUCUAGAGCAGCGACUGCGGUAGAUUUACGAGAACAAAGAGGAGUAUUUACAACGGCUGCUAGAAGAGUAUUAGCGACAAUGAUGGAUCCUAAAUUAUUAAAAAAGAAAUCAUUUUUAUGCUUAUGCUUGGCUGGUUUGUUAAUAUAUGUGGGUUUUCUAACUCCAUACGUAUUUAUACAAGAUAGGACUUUAGAAGCAGGGUUAGAUCCCCGACACUGUAACUUGUUUGUAAGUGUUAUAGGAUUUUCAAAUGCUGUUGGUAGGUUGAUAUUAGGAGCUCUCGCCUGUAAAGUGGAUCCAGUCCUUGCUUCCUUAAGAAGUAUGGUUUUAGUAUCUUUGUAUGGACUAGAUAACUUAACAAAUGCUACUGGAAUUCUCUUGUUAUUUCAAGGAUUAGGUAGUUUAAUCAGUACUCCAACUGCUAGUAUAUUGAAAAAUCUGUAUGGAUAUUCUGUGGCAUUUUGUGUAGCUGGAUUUUUUAUCAUGAUUGGCGGUUUAAUUUUACUACCUGUUAAAAGGAUGUCCAAUAAAGAAAACAAAUGCAAUAUACCUGCUGCUACAGAACCUUCUGAUAAAAAAAUA
Messenger RNA from Brenthis ino (lesser marbled fritillary), 1836 nucleotides. The record is from the annotation of a GenBank genome assembly. NCBI's taxonomy places the organism in Eukaryota, Metazoa, Arthropoda, Insecta, Lepidoptera, Nymphalidae.